Pecten maximus is the source of this 4240-nucleotide messenger RNA. RefSeq names its product neuronal calcium sensor 2-like. Gene Ontology annotation, molecular function: calcium ion binding. Lineage: Eukaryota; Metazoa; Mollusca; Bivalvia; Pectinida; Pectinidae. The transcript is spliced from 7 exons. The record is from RefSeq and is a predicted model, not a curated record. Bases 450 to 1028 code for a protein of 192 amino acids.
ACAAGCUAGUGUGUAGUUAGCAGGUCUGUAAACUGUUGGAACUUUGCUGUCUGUGACUGAAGCCUGACCUCAGGCAGUUGACUGUAUCAGAUCCAGAUUGCCAUUGGCUGUUGGAUGAACAGUGCAAGCAACAUUUGAAUUCCUCUACUAUCUACAGAAAGUAGUGAAGAUCUCAAAGAACACCAGACAUUUUGGGAUUUUGUGUAUUUUUCUUGAGGUUUGGCUGUGGUGGUGUUGCUGUGUGGGCUGUAUACCAGAGAGAGCAGCUUCUACUCAUUCAGUAGUCAGGUAGAUCACAUACAGUACGAGUGUACCGAGUGUACCGGACAGCACUACACCAACCAAGAUUGUGUAUGGUGAUCCAUUGAUGCCACUGAAGUGACAGUUUGAUUGGGACCAAGUGUGAUUAUAAGUGGCAUUGUUGGCUGAGGACAGAAGCAUAAAGAACAAUGGGAAACAAAUCUUCAAGCAAGAAACUGCCAAAGGAGGAUUUGGAGUUUUUAGUAAACAACACAAAGUUCUCAAAAGCAGAAAUAAAAGACUGGUACCGUGGAUUCAUGAAAGACUGUCCGGAUGGAUUAUUGUGUAAGAGUAAAUUCUUGGAUGUGUACUCAACAUUCUUCCCUACUGGGACUCCAGACACUUUUUGUGAACAUGUGUUCCGAUCGUUUGAUAAAGACAACAGUGGGAAGAUCGAUUUCAAGGAGUUCCUGCUGGCCAUUAAUAUAACGUCUGGGGGAAAUCCUGAGGAUAAGUUAAACUGGGCCUUUAAUAUGUAUGAUAUAGAUGGAAAUGGAUCUAUUGAAAAGAAAGAAAUGGUAGAAAUUAUUGCGGCAAUAUACAACAUGUUGGGCAAUGCUUUGUGUGGACAGGAGACAGACACACCGGAGGACCGCACAGAAAAGAUAUUUGAUAAAAUGGACGAAAACAGUGACGGUGUAUUAAGCAAGAAAGAAUUCAUCGAGGGAUGUAUGAAAGAUCAGUUCCUAUAUCAAAUGUUGACAGCAGAUGCAGCCGGCAACCAAUAGACUUAAAUACAAUUUACAUUUCCAUGUACAGUUUUAUAAAUCUCCAUAUAUCUCAAUUGUUUCAGCAUUUUGAUUUUUUUUUUUUUUAUUAUUAUUUUUAAGAAAGAUUAUCCUCUUUAACCGAAGUGGCUUGUUACAUACAAAAAGUGGAUUUUUUGUACACAUACAUUUUUAUUAUGUGUGCAUUCAUUUCAUAAUUAAUAUUUGAAGUUAUAAAUUCACUAGUGUCAGUUAAAUUUUUUAAGAACAGGUAGUUUUCUAAUAUCCUUAAAGUUCUCCUUUUAAUUUACAAUGUGUAUUAUACUAAAAAUCUUUUCCCUCUUUUUGAAAUGGAGAUAUAAAAUUCUUGUCAUAUGUGAUAUUUAUAACAGGUAUUUAGCUCAUGACAUUAACAUGUAUAUAUGUUGCAGAUGGGAAAAUGAUAAUAAAAAAUGACCGAUAUAAAACUGUUGAUAAAUAGUUUUGUCAAUUUCUCCCGCGGGUUUGAGAUACAAUCAGAAUAUUUGGUAUGAGAGUUAUACUCGUUAUACACUGAUCCUAAUCACCUAUAAACCUGAUAUGUAUCGACUCUUGUAACACGUAGAACCCUGAAAUGACAAAUGUUUAGAUCAAAGUGUGAUAAUGAAAUAACAAACGGUACAAAUGGUUAUCAUCAAAGGGCCAUUUCUUGUUUACUGUUGUUUUAAAUGUAAUUUUUUAUGCAUCACAUGUUCUUUUUUCAGUGUUCUUUGCACACACCAUAGCUGUAUAUAAUUAGUAUACAUGUAGCUGUCUGUUUAUACCAUUCAACACUGCCUAUACAUUUACCCCACACAAAUGUGGCAUUAUUUAUCAUGCCACAACAUGUGGAUUUUUUUGUCGUGCCACCAUACAUGGCAUUAUUUGUUGUGUCACUACAUGUGGCAUUUGUUGUCUGAAGGUCCAGGUCAGAAAAACCAUAAUGAGUUAUCACCCUUUCCUCAGAAUACUACACACUAGAGUUGUAGUUCAUUGUUCCUAGGUAACGAGUGUAUGUGGUAGUUCAUUGUUCCUAGGUAAUGAGUGUAUGUGGGCAAAUGGGACUGCAUGCCAUCUUACUCCCUAUAAGUCAACUUUUAUUUCAUCAUAUAAUGUCAUUUUCCAUUUUUUCUGUGACAUUUACCUUUUUUUUGUCUUUUUUUUUUCAAAAAUUACAGAGAAAAGCUAUUCAACCUCAUUAUUUGCGGUACAUCUAUCAGCAGUAACAUUGUAUAUUUUGAAAAAAUAGACAAAAUAUUUGGCAAAAUAAGGCAUCUUUUUUAAUGCAACUCUUAAAAAGGAUGAAAUUUGGAAAUGUGAUGUUUUUACCCAUUUUGCCAAAAUGAAGAAUAUGUUGUGAAAUGGAUUAAAACAGAGAAUUCUAUAACUGUUUUCUCCUUUUUCGCCAGGACCGGGACAAUUUGAGAUAUUUACACAGUAUACCUACUUCUUUUAAACUGUUACACAAAUUUAUAAACCUUUGUUUGGAAACGGGGAUAAUUUUGGAGUCGCCUGAUAAUUUUACUGUGCUAGUAAGUUCUUUACAGGAUAGGAACACAACAGAUAUAUUUGUUAAAGAGAGAUGUGGACUCAUUUGUCUUUAAAUGAUCCAUGUUAAAUUAUAAGUUGAAAGAAAGGGUGUAUGCAAGUGAUUAGGAAACAUUGUAAAUACGUUACACAUUACAUGACGUGUAGUUCUUCAAAAAAAUUCAGAACAUCUUAAUUUGAUCAGAUGAAUAUAUGAUAAUGAUCUUUUUAUUAAGAAAGUUUAGAGACUGAUAUGGAUGGAUCAUGUUUGGAUGUAUUUCUUAGAAGAUCAUACAUUUUGUCGUCAUAAAUACACAUCCUCAACACUCAUGAGUUAUGUAUAAUCAUUGUUAGAGAAAGGAAAGAUAAUCAGUUGUUAAAAUGCUUGUAUGAUUUAACAAUAUAGAAGUGUCCCAUACAUAUCAGCCAUCUUAGUCCCCACCCCAAGUCUCACCCCAAGUCUCACAUACUUGUUAGUACCUGUUAUCAUCGUCUACAAAUACAAUGGUUGCAAUAUUUUACCUGUGAUAAGCCCAGGUGUCCAAUUCUUCUUUAUUUGAUAAAUAUAUGGUGAAUUUAUUUUCCUACUUACAGUAUAUAUGGUGAAUUUAUCUUUGUACUUACGGUAUAUAUGGUGAAUUUAUCUUUAUACUUACAGUAUACAUGUAUAUGGUGAAUUUAUCAUUGUACUUACGGUAUAUAUGGUGAAUUUAUCAUUUAUACUUACAGGUAUAUAUGGUGAAUUUAUCAUUGUACUUAUGGUAUACAUGGUGAAUUUAUCAUUGUACUUACAGUAUAUAUGGUGAAUUUAUCAUUGUACUUAAAGUAUAUAUAUGGUGAAUUUAUCAUUGUACUUACAGUAUAUAUGGUGAAUUUAUCUUUGUAUUUACGGUAUAUAUGGUGAAUUUAUCUUUGUAUUUAUGAUAUAUAUGGUGAAUUUAUCUUUGUAUUUACUGUAUAUAUGGUGAAUUUAUCUUUGUACUUACAGUAUAUAUAUGGUGAAUUUAUCAUUGUACUUACAGUAUAUAUGGUGAAUUUAUCUUUGUACUUAAAGUACUGUAUAUAUAUGGUGAAUUUAUCAUUGUACUUACGUAUAUAUAUGGUGAAUUUAUCUUUGUAUUUACGGUAUAUAUGGUGAAUUUAUCUUUGUAUUUAUGAUAUAUAUGGUGAAUUUAUCUUUGUAUUUACUGUAUAUAUGGUGAAUUUAUCUUUGUACUUACAGUAUAUAUAUGGUGAAUUUAUCUUUGUACUUACAGUAUAUAUAUGGUGAAUUUAUCAUUGUACUUAAUAGUAAAGAUACAUGAUAAUGUGUACUGAUACUAUAGAAUUAAUAGUCGAUAUAUCAAGGUGAAUAUAUCUUACAUGUCCUAUAAGGUGACUACUAUACAAUAGAGUAAGCCUACAUCCUACAAUAAAGUAAAGAGGUGGACUAACAUGUAACACUUAUCACAGUAAUGGUAGCAGUUUACUACUACUUAAUACCCUGUUUUGUUUCUAACAAUAUGGUUGUAUAUAAUGACGGAAUAUUUUGAUUUUUGUUGGAGAGAAUGAGGUGUACCACCCUGUAUAGAUAUAUGUGUUUCCAUGUUCCACACUGUAACUUGUACAUAGAUACACCAUGCUUAUCUCCUAAUCAUAAUCAAAUUUAAACAUGCAAUGUAUUUGUAAAUGAAAUUUUUGAAAAUGUU